Knipowitschia caucasica is the source of this 1236-nucleotide messenger RNA. NCBI's taxonomy places the organism in Eukaryota, Metazoa, Chordata, Actinopteri, Gobiiformes, Gobiidae. The record is from the annotation of a GenBank genome assembly.
AUGGAGGAGGUGAUGGAGGAGGUGAUGGAGGAGGUGAUGGAGGAGGUGAUGGAGGAGGUGAUGGAGGAGGUGAUGGAGGAGGUGAUGGAGGAGGUGAUGGAGGAGGUGAUGGAGGAGGUGAUGGAGGAGGUGAUGGAGGAGGUGAUGGAGGAGGUGAUGGAGGAGGUGAUGGAGGAGGUGAUGGAGGAGGUGAUGGAGGAGGUGAUGGAGGAGGUGAUGGAGGAGGUGAUGGAGGAGGUGAUGGAGGAGGUGAUGGAGGAGGUGAUGGAGGAGGUGAUGGAGGAGGUGAUGGAGGAGGUGAUGGAGGAGGUGAUGGAGGAGGUGAUGGAGGAGGUGAUGGAGGAGGUGAUGGAGGAGGUGAUGGAGGAGGUGAUGGAGGAGGUGAUGGAGGAGGUGAUGGAGGAGGUGAUGGAGGAGGUGAUGGAGGAGGUGAUGGAGGAGGUGAUGGAGGAGGUGAUGGAGGAGGUGAUGGAGGAGGUGAUGGAGGAGGUGAUGGAGGAGGUGAUGGAGGAGGUGAUGGAGGAGGUGAUGGAGGAGGUGAUGGAGGAGGUGAUGGAGGAGGUGAUGGAGGAGGUGAUGGAGGAGGUGAUGGAGGAGGUGAUGGAGGAGGUGAUGGAGGAGGUGAUGGAGGAGGUGAUGGAGGAGGUGAUGGAGGAGGUGAUGGAGGAGGUGAUGGAGGAGGUGAUGGAGGAGGUGAUGGAGGAGGUGAUGGAGGAGGUGAUGGAGGAGGUGAUGGAGGAGGUGAUGGAGGAGGUGAUGGAGGAGGUGAUGGAGGAGGUGAUGGAGGAGGUGAUGGAGGAGGUGAUGGAGGAGGUGAUGGAGGAGGUGAUGGAGGAGGUGAUGGAGGAGGUGAUGGAGGAGGUGAUGGAGGAGGUGAUGGAGGAGGUGAUGGAGGAGGUGAUGGAGGAGGUGAUGGAGGAGGUGAUGGAGGAGGUGAUGGAGGAGGUGAUGGAGGAGGUGAUGGAGGAGGUGAUGGAGGAGGUGAUGGAGGAGGUGAUGGAGGAGGUGAUGGAGGAGGUGAUGGAGGAGGUGAUGGAGGAGGUAAUGGAGGAGGUGAUGGAGGAGGUGAUGGAGGAGGUGAUGGAGGAGGUGAUGGAGGAGGUGAUGGAGGAGGUGAUGGAGGAGGUGAUGGAGGAGGUGAUGGAGGAGGUGAUGGAGGAGGUGAUGGAGGAGGUGAUGGAGGAGGUGAUGGAGGAGGUGAUGGAGGAGGUGAUGGAGGAGGUGAUGAGGAGGUGA